This is a messenger RNA of Entrophospora sp. SA101, 384 nucleotides long. NCBI's taxonomy places the organism in Eukaryota, Fungi, Glomeromycota, Glomeromycetes, Entrophosporales, Entrophosporaceae. The record is from the annotation of a GenBank genome assembly.
AUGGAAAAUAAAUCAUCAACAACAGCUACAACAACUAGUAAUAAUACCAAUACCAUUGUGAAUAACGAUAAUAUUCAUAAUGGCAAUGAGACAAAGAAUUUACCAGAUACUAGCAAACCUAAUAAUUACUUAGUUUCGAAUAUUCCUCCUUUAAAUCAAGAAAGAGAAAAAAUUGUAUCGGAUAUUUUGGAUUUAUAUUCUUGCAAACCAUCUGAAGAAAAAUUCAAUCACUACUCUAAUGAUGUCAUAUUUGAAGAUCCACUCAUGUACUGUACAGGAAUCAAAAAUAUCAAAGCUCAAUUUUAUGGAAUGCCAAAACUAUUUACAAAUUCUGUAACAGAAACUCUUGAAACGUCUAGUAUUCCUUACAUUAUAUCAUUUUAA